UUGUCUUGUGAGCGUCUCGUGAUUACUGUGGAUAGUGGGAUAGGUACUAUUUUAUAUUUACGAUACAUUGGUUUACUUUUAAACGAACUCUCCUAAUGAGAGGAUUUACUUUUACCUUGACUGAAAUAACAUAAAUAUUUUGUGGCGACUUGCUCAUGACCUGACCCAAAGGAAACUUGUGACAUUUAAAUGAUAUUACUUCAAGAAUUUUCGUACAUCAUUUCGAAAUAAUUAUAAUGCCUGAAUUAACAAAUAUGGGUUUGCAACUGCGUUGGGGUGUAGCUGGGGUCGGAAUGAUCACCCACGACUUCUUAACGGCAAUGGCUUCCAUGCCCCCCGAGCAACACCGAGUCGUAGCCAUCGCUGGCAAAGACCUAGAUCGUGUCCACAGAUUGGCCACGCUCCAUAAAAUCGCAACGGCGUACGAAGGCUACGAAUCGUUAGCGCACGACACCUCAGUAGAUAUUGUAUUCGUCAGCGUACUUAAUUUGCAACAUUACGAGAUAACUAAGUUAAUGCUAGAGAAUGGUAAGCACGUUUUGUGUGAGAAGCCGAUGGGGAUGAGCUACAAGCAGACGAAGUCUCUUGUGGAAGUGGCGCGCGAAAAGAAGCUAUUUCUUCUUGAAGGGAUGUGGUCGCGGUUCUUUCCUGCUUACGACGCUUUGGAUAAACAUAUAUCCGCUGGUGGGCUUGGGGACAUAUAUCAUAUAAAUAUACAGUUUGGGGUGGAAAUAAGUGACUUAGAACGAAACUUGAUGAAAGAUUUAGGUGGCGGUGCUGUGUUGGAUUUAGGUGUUUACAUGCUACAGUUCCUUCAGUUCAUAUAUAAAGAACCGCCUACCGACAUCAUGUGUACUGGGCACAUAAGUAAGGCUGGUGUAGACGAGUCAGUGUCUUGUGCACUAAAGUAUACGGAUGGCAGGACGGCAACUAUCGCGGCUCAGACGAGAGCCACGUUGACGAACAGAGCCGAGAUAACGGGGACUAAAGGGACGAUAGCGAUGGAUUUCUUUUGGUGUCCUACGGUAUUGCACAUAUCAGCGGCUAAUAGUACAGAAUGGACGUUACCAAAGGGCAAAUUUAAAUUCCACUUUCACAACAGUGCGGGACUGAGCUACCAAAUUCAGGAGUGCUGGGAUUGUAUUAAUAAAGGCUUACUAGAGAGUCCAAAAAUGAGCCUUGACGAGAGCAUCUUGUUAGCUAAACUGAUGGACACUAUGAGAGCUCAAAUCGGAGUAAUUGAUUCUGCACUCUAAGCCAUAGUUUUAGGACACAAAUUGCCUUAUGCCAGUAACUUAGACAAUAAGUGACACUCGCACAGUCACGCCUUAAAAAUAUCGGCCGCUAUUCGACUGUAUAUCUACGCAAAUUAAAGUAUUAAUUAUACGUAAAUAUGUACGAGCCCGGGGCUAUGUACUAGUUCAGUAUUUACCUCAAGAAACUGUGAUUUUAAAUGUGUUAUGAGACCACGUUGUAAAUUAUAUUUACAAAUAUUAUACGCUAUUUAUUGAUA
Messenger RNA from Colias croceus (clouded yellow), 1513 nucleotides. RefSeq names its product trans-1,2-dihydrobenzene-1,2-diol dehydrogenase-like. Gene Ontology annotation, molecular function: nucleotide binding. The record is from RefSeq and is a predicted model, not a curated record. Lineage: Eukaryota; Metazoa; Arthropoda; Insecta; Lepidoptera; Pieridae. The coding region runs from base 237 to 1256 and encodes 339 amino acids. The transcript is spliced from 7 exons.